Fundulus heteroclitus (mummichog) is the source of this 1606-nucleotide messenger RNA. RefSeq names its product polymerase (RNA) III (DNA directed) polypeptide G (gene polr3g). Gene Ontology annotation, biological process: transcription by RNA polymerase III. Gene Ontology annotation, cellular component: RNA polymerase III complex. NCBI's taxonomy places the organism in Eukaryota, Metazoa, Chordata, Actinopteri, Cyprinodontiformes, Fundulidae. The transcript is spliced from 8 exons. The coding region runs from base 551 to 1195 and encodes 214 amino acids. The record is from RefSeq and is a predicted model, not a curated record.
AGAGGUCAGAGCAGCCCCAAGUGCAAUAUCUGACUCAUGUGCACAUACAAUUUAGGACUGUUGCAGGGGGGAAACUAUUUAUAAUGAGUUUUGAUUAAAUAUGCGAAAAAUACUAUAUUAGUAAAUAACUUAGUGUUCUGUUUUUUUAUUGGAAUGGUAGAGUUCAGACUGGCAAAAAAGGGAGACGGAUCCCAUCGUUCAAAUGAACGAGUUAGCUGACCGAGACGGCUCGUUCGUGACCCACACAUUGAUGUUUCAUGUUCUGCAGUUUGUACGGUGCACACACGUUGCCACGCCGGUACAACCAAAGUAACAGAAAUCUCGCUGAGGGAUAGUUUUUCUUUCAGUGUUUUCAGGUUUCCGUUAAAAUGGACCGAGAGCUCAAACAAACCAGUUAAAUGUCAACGACAAAAGCCGGACGGAAGACGCGGAGCUGGCUCGGUAGCACUUAAAUGCCACUAUAAGUCCGUGAAACACACCUCUGAUUUGCAGUUCUGCACACGGGGAGUUCUCCAGUAACACUCUUAAAGUCCAGGACAGACCUGCAGCCAUGGCGGGCAAGGGCCGUGGGGUGGCUGCCUUUACCUUCAACAUAGAAGCUCUGGGCAUCGGCAGAGGCAGCAUGCCAGAGGCCAGGGUGGGGCCCAGCCCGCUGUAUCCCAACACUGAGUUUAAACCGCUUCCACUAAAAAUCGGCGAAGACGAAGACUACAUGCUGGCCUUGAAGCAGGAAAUGAGAGGGACAAUGCAGCGGCUGCCUCACAAUAUCAAAGUUCAGUCCAACAGAGCAGAAGUGGAGAAAUACACAGCGAGGUACCUGAAGCAGAGCCAGCUGGAACAUGACGGGUGGACUCCAGACUGGAACCGAUUUCCAAAAGAACUGAUGCCCCGAACUAAAAAAACUCUAACUAAAGGCACAAAGAAUAAGAAGUCUGUGAAAAGUUCAAGCAAAGAAGCGACAGAUGUUCUGAGCAAAUUAGACGAACUCGCGAAGAAGGACGAAGGAAACGAUGAAAAGUCGGACGACGAGAAAGAGAAGAAAACGACAAACGAGGACGACGAAGAAGUCGAAGAGGAAGAGUACGAGGAAGAAGACAUCGAGGAGGACAACGACUACAUCGAGAGCUACUUCGACAACGGAGAAGAUUUCGCCCCCGACAGCGACGACAACAUGGACGCCGAAGCGACGUACUGAGUCGAGCACGCGUAGCCACGGCACCGUUUACGUUGGUCACACCGAAUGUUUAAGUUAACACUUUCAGCGGAGCGGGAGAGGUUUGUAAAUAAGAAUGGAAAUGAGCCGAAAGAAGAAGGAAUGUAUUGAAAAUAUAUUUAUUUAUUCUCCACGCGGGAGCACAGUUUAAAGGCACAUACUGUCAAUUUCUCAACAAUGCUUUGUCAGAGAAAAUCAAGUUAACACUGUGAUGAAAUAAAAGGGCUAUGUGAGCAAGGUGUAAGGAGUUCACAUUGUUGCACGUGGAAGUCAGAACGAGAUCCCCAGACAGCUCCGGUGGUCAAUUAUGGGCUGGUUCUCAACGCUAACUUAAACAAGAGACAGAUUCAAGGCUUCAACUGGCAUUCCAAUACUGAUACAGGAAGAAAAAAA